CUGUUAGACCCCUUGAGACCAAGCAACGGGCUCUACGUCUUAACCACCGUGAAGGUGCAGCGGGCACAAAUUAAUGUUUGCAUGGGUUGGAAUAUGAUUCUACGCAUGAUGGAAAUCAAAUGAGGCACAACAAUGAAAAGACCUACGUAAAAAACUGACAAUUUUUGACACUGCAAAUUGCCGUUGUCUAGGUAUCGAAAUCACCUGACCUACCACCUGGCCGGACCAUCCGAUAUCUUCCAGCGUCUCCAAGCCGCAUAGCGAUCAUGUUUACCGUGAAUGCAAUCAAAAUGUGAGUCUCCUGUUUGAACGUGGAGAGGCGAUUUAGGUCUUAAAGCGCUCACCUUGGUCACCCUGAACAAGGCAAACUGGCCAGUUUGAACACAGAGAGGUACCAAUGAUGUGUUGACGCAGGUAAUAAGCUAAUAAGGAACAGACAGCCUUGAAACAAACCGGGGGAUCCCAUAACGACGAGGAAUUUCGACACUGAGCGAGAGGUAUAGCUGUGUAACAGUUGACAACAGCUUGGUGGGGAGGAACGUUACCGGUAUUAGUCUUCGCUGGUUGAGAGGAAAGGUCUUAUCAUUUGGCGGCUACAUGAGUGAUAUUUUGUGUCUAUUAAUUCUUUGUAAAUACUGAACGCUCAGACAGCAGACCGCGGCAAAUCAAGCCACAUUGAAAUCAGACAUUAACUGGAAAAGGAUGAAAGAGAGAAAGCUUAUGCAUUGGGAUUGAAACAGUUCGCAAAAUUACAAGAAAAAAUUUAAGCCAGUUUAAGAUUGUAAGUGCAGAAGGAAAAGGACAACAGUAUUCAAAAGAACAGCAUUAAAGCACUGGACUGCUUGGUUCCACAGCUCAUUCUAUAUGCAUAACUUCGAAUGGACGAAGGUCGCCUCAGUAAUGAGAGGAGUAUAUGAGAAAACACGGAAAGAUUGGUGUUAUUCAUUAGGUUCGAUUUAAUGAAAUUUCUAGGGAUUUGUACAUAUCCCUAGCACCUGGCAAUUCGCAUAAUCAGGUGAGUUAGCGGUCAAACUAUCUACUCUGAAACAUGUGAAGGUUUUGAUCUCGUCGAAAAUAAUACGUUAUAAUUUGUCCACUUUAGGAUUCAGAAAAGAGAGAUGGCUACACUUUUCAAUUCCAAGAAAGUUGAAGCAAGUGGUCGCCCGGAAUUUUUGAAUAUGUCUGAGCGAUCUCCUCAGGUUCAGUCAGCAAAUUGGAAAGAAGAGACGGGCUUGCAGAAGACUCUUCAGCUUUUAAACAAGACCGAGAAAAACGUCGUAAAUCAAAUUGCCACAGAGCAACGUGUCAUACAUAAACGAUUCCUUCGACAGCUUUCACUGUCGCGCCUUGCGUAUGCGCGUAUGAUGGGGGAUAGAGAACAAGAAAGGGCCCUUCGAGCCCAAAAUAACGAACAGCAGCGCAGCAGAAAUGCAGAAGAUAACGAUUUAAUGUUAAAGAAGAUACUCAACAGAAAGUCAAGGUCGUUUGGACCGGGGCUUGACGGAGGUCCGGUCAGGAAACCGCUUCCAAUUCAGCCGCCAACGCCUGCGUUCCCAGAGUAUCCAUCUAAACCAUCGCGCAGCAAAUCACUGGGAGACAAAACGUGCCUUAAUUUUGAUGAAAUUGCGCGCCUUUUACGACCGAAGAGCGUGGUCAGUAUUGCAGAACCAGUCGUGGAACUUCGACCAACGACGGCGUUCGAGCUUGUAACUCCAGACGGAGUGUCAGAAAACGACGAGGACGGCGAUUUAGAGAAGGCCAGCACAAAACCUAAUGACGUUUUAGAACCGACCGAAGUGAAAAUGAAACAAGAUUUACCACCCAUAAACUGCGAUAAUAAGAAAAUUAGAAAAGAACCGGCAAAACAAAAACGCGCGUAUUCCAUUUCCUUUGGAGAAUUGAGAGGUUCAGCUUCGCCCAGUGACAGAAAUUUAUUGGACGACUUGGAAGAUUUGCCAAAUGUAAGCACCCACCGCCCAUGCACGACCCAAUUUGCAGGUACAAUGGGUUCGUCAUCAGAUGCUGGAGAAAAUCUGAGCAAAUCCAGCAAAUUGUGCAAAAGAAAAGGAAAGAAACACAACCAUGGAUACAAAAUUCCUUCCACGAACGACAAUGCAUAUAGAAAUGUCAGUUUGAAGGACUCUCAGCUAAAAUGGGAUAACAUGGAGGAGAGAAUGCGUGGAUUUUGUGAUUCUAUUAAAUCACUUGAAAUGGAGACAAAUAUACACAAGGAUUAUUACUCAUCGCGGAUGAUGGAAACAUCUCGCAUACGCCGCAUGCAGCAGAUUCCUCUCGUUCUUCCGGGCACCCCAGAUGACGAAUGGAGAGAAAAUAUCCAAAAUUCGCGUGUGCCAAAUAUGACAUUUAAACCUUUGGAUUACGACAGCGUGGAUGAAUACAGUUCUAGAUCAGCUUACAUAGAAUUCCCAGCCCCUGUGUCUCAGGUAUGGGCACCGCCGGUCAUGGAGUAGCACAACGACUGAAUGUGUUAGGUGUGAAAACACAAUCAAGCGUUAGCUGUGAAUUUGCAAUUAAAUGCAAUCGCGCAUCGCCUAGCGUAUUUUCAUUGCUGAGGACUCGGUUAUUGAGGAAUCGGUUGAAGCUGUAUACGACUUUUGCUUGUGCAGAAAUGUGGAUUUGUUUUGAAUAUUUAAGCUUAAUUUUGCAAAGACACCGACAAAUUUACACGGCUAAUUUCGACGUCGUUGGCUUACUAAGGUCGGUUAUAGGCCUAUGGUAAACCUGUCGUUUGCAUUUACUCUUAACGACGUUUUAAAUCAUUUGUUAUGUAAAAUAAGAAGAGUGCUGUUAUGAUAGUGGGGAAAUGAAAUGAGGCUAGUCUACAGAUUAAAAAUAUAUUUUUUUUAUUUGUG
Lingula anatina is the source of this 2873-nucleotide messenger RNA. RefSeq lists its product as uncharacterized. The record is from RefSeq and is a predicted model, not a curated record. NCBI's taxonomy places the organism in Eukaryota, Metazoa, Brachiopoda, Lingulata, Lingulida, Lingulidae.